AUGACUCAUUGGAAGGUGGACAUCAAGCGACCAUUCCAGAUUGUGUCGAUGGACUUCGUAAUUCCGUUGCCGAAAUCUCGGCGAGGUAACACUGCGCUGCUGCUAUUCCGGUGUACUUUCACUGGGUUUGUCGUUGCUAAACCAAUGUCGGACACCACAGCAUUCAAAGUCGCUCAGGUAUUUGAUGAAUGUAUUUACCGAUGGUUCGGGGCACCGUCGUUAAUAAACCAUGAUAGGGACCCCCGCUUUAUGAGCAAAGUAGUCCAAGCGUUUGCCGAGAUGAUGCAGUCAAGAUCGAGAGCAACUCCGAGUUAUCGACCAAAAGCCAACGGGCAGGAAGAAAGAUCAGUUAAAACGGUAAUGCAGUCCGUAAAAGGCUAUGCCGAAGACCCACUUCAGCAAGACUGGAACGAGAUUGCAGAGCAUCUAGUUUUCGCCAUCAAUAACUCAAUGGACACCACCAGGAAGGAAAUGCCUUUCUACCUAGCCCACGGAUGGGAUGCCAGUUCGACAAUGAAGGUGAUGACGACGUCUCUUCGACACGGAACUUCGAAGCAGUCCGAAGGUUUAGCGUGGCGACGGGAAGUCAACCGAUAA
Messenger RNA from Phytophthora megakarya, 597 nucleotides. NCBI's taxonomy places the organism in Eukaryota, Oomycota, Peronosporomycetes, Peronosporales, Peronosporaceae. The record is from the annotation of a GenBank genome assembly.